Messenger RNA from Dermochelys coriacea (leatherback sea turtle), 5702 nucleotides. It is a transcript of the gene CHST11, whose product is annotated as carbohydrate sulfotransferase 11. Gene Ontology annotation, biological process: carbohydrate biosynthetic process; proteoglycan biosynthetic process. The transcript is spliced from 3 exons. The record is from RefSeq and is a predicted model, not a curated record. The coding region runs from base 334 to 1377 and encodes 347 amino acids. Gene Ontology annotation, molecular function: sulfotransferase activity. Lineage: Eukaryota; Metazoa; Chordata; Testudines; Dermochelyidae. Gene Ontology annotation, cellular component: membrane.
AGCUGGAAGCGACCAUGUUCUUAGCAGGGUAGCACGCUCUGGCUCUCGCCUUCCCUCUGCGCAGACAACUCCUCCGCCCUCCCCGGCCCGGGAGCGGAGAGUGGUAAAGCCCAGCCUAGGACUAUCACCCAGCCCCAUGAAGUAGCCCUUGUGCGCUGCUACCCAGGCAUCACCCAGAGCAGCCGCGGGAGGAGGCGCCAGGCGGGCAGGCAGCCGGCCGGCUUCCAGGCAUCUCUGUGCGCUCCGAGCUCCUUCCACACCCCCAACUCCGAGCAGGGCGCCAACCGGCUCCCCAUCCGCUGUGCUCCUGCCCCGCAGCCCCGGGACCAAGCCAUGAAGCAGGCUCUGAUGGAAGUCAUGAGGAUGAACAGGAUUUGCAGGAUGGUCUUGGUCACUUGCUUCGGAUCCUUUAUCCUGGUCAUCUUCUAUUUCCAAAUAAUACGUAGGAAUCCAUUUGGAAUGGACAUCUGUUGUCGGAAGGGGUCAAGAAGCCCGCUCCAGGAACUGUACAAUCCCAUCCAGUUGGAGUUGUCUAAUACAGCAAUCCUUCAUCAGAUUAGGAGAGACCAAGUCACAGAUACAUGUCGAGCCAACAGCAUGUCUAGCAGGAAACGCCGUGUGCUGACACCCAACGAUCUCAAACAUUUGGUGGUGGAUGAAGAUCAUGAAAUGAUUUAUUGUUAUGUGCCCAAAGUGGCUUGUACAAACUGGAAGAGAAUCAUGAUGGUCUUGACAGGAAGGGGCAAAUACAGUGACCCCAUGGAAAUACCAGCCAAUGAAGCCCAUAUAUCCUCAAACCUGAAGACCCUCAACCAGUACAGCAUUCCAGAGAUCAACCACCGCUUAAAAAGCUAUAUGAAGUUCCUGUUUGUCCGCGAGCCUUUUGAGAGACUGGUGUCAGCCUACAGGAACAAGUUCACCCAGAAGUACAACACUUCCUUUCACAAGAGAUACGGUACGAAAAUUGUGAGGCGCCAAAGGAAAAAUGCCACCCAAGAGGCUCUGCGUAAAGGUGACGACGUGAAAUUCGAGGAGUUUGUGGCAUAUCUUAUUGACCCACAUACCCAAAGAGAAGAACCUUUCAAUGAGCACUGGCAAACUGUCUACUCCCUCUGUCACCCCUGCCAUAUCCAUUAUGACCUCAUAGGAAAGUAUGAGACACUUGAAGAUGAUUCUAAUUACAUCCUUCAACUUGCAGGAGUAGGCAGCUACCUGAAGUUCCCCACCUAUGCAAAGUCUACGAGAACUACUGAUGAAAUGACCACAGAGUUCUUCCAGAACAUCAGCUCAGAACACCAAACACAACUGUACGAAGUCUACAAACUUGAUUUUUUAAUGUUCAAUUACUCAGUGCCAAGCUACCUGAAACCGGAAUGAGGGGGAGAAGGAGGAAAGAAAGCCUGUUUUAUUUAAGAUUUUUAUUUGUCAUAAUAAAUAUGGAGAAUUGUUAUUUUGUAAAUUAAUAUUUUCUUUUUGAAUGAUGCUGCGAGCAGCACAGUCGAAAUUAUUUAAAUCAUCUGUAAGAAAGGACAGUUCUCUUUGCGGGGUAACAGGAUGGUGAAGAUCUCGCUUUAGAAUUGAAUAUUACUGCUACACUGUUUAUAAACGUUAAUUGUGUUCUGGUGAAUUUCAUUUAUCUUUGCAUUCAACAAAUUCUAAUUAAUGUUAUUUAUACUUAUUUAAAACAUGGUCUCUUGGUAGGUUUCACUUUAGCAGCAGAAAUACGACAAUAUUUGGACAAAAGGAAUCUGGUUUAUGCUUUCCUCAGCUGAAUUUAUUUAUUGUUACUUGGCAUAUGUUUUGGAAACCCAAGUAGAAAUAAUUUCUUCCAAGGUGAUUCUGCACUUAAAGCAAAAUUAGAAAGUUAUCUUCCCAUACCUGAAAGAAAAACAUGAAACACAUUUUGUUACAUACAAUAGUUAAAAUCCAGGACUAAAAGAAAUUGAAUGUAUCCCUUGAAGCAAGCAAGCAUACAUUUUUCUUACUUGGACAUGCUAAUAUCACCAAUAUUGUUUGUGUCCCAGUGCCUGGCAUUUCCAAGUCUUUCAGCCCAAUGAAUGCUGACAGGGAUUUGUCCAUAUUACAUACCAACAAAAUAUGGGCCAAGAGUUUCAAAACUAACUUGAGAUUUUGAAUGCCCAUCCUGAGCCACCUUAAUGGAGGCCUGAUUUCAGCCAGUGGGUGCUUAACACUUCCUAAAAAGUCAGGCCCUUUUAAACGAUCUCACUUUGGGCACCCAAACUCACUAGACACUUCAGAGAAUCUUGGCAAUAAUAAGUUUGUAUAUACUAUAUAGGCAUCCAAAAAGAUCACCUUCAUAUUGAUCUGAGCAUACGGGGCAAUAAAAGAACUCCUAUAUCCUUAAUACAUGUUGGUUUCAUGGUCUCUCGCCUCCAGGGGUAGUGUUAUUUUCUAUUUAUUAGUCGAUAUUAAACACCAUUGGUGAGCAUGUUUCUAAUUUCCAGCAGUUUAAUAUUGCACCUGAGUUAAGUCUAGUAUGAGAACAUGACCCUUUGAUGUAAGGUGAAUGUUUCAGUAGCAGAUGCUCAGUAUAUAAGGUUUGUUGAAAUGGCAUAUUGUGCUAGGAGGAGUAGAUUGUUCAAAACAUUCUCCAGGUAACAAAACAAACAAAAGUAUGGAUAAUUUAGUCACUAUAAAUAAGAAAAAAUGGUAUUCUAAUUUAGUACUAUCAGCAAGCUCAGUGAGAAGAAUACAGACUUCUCCAACUGCAAAAUUUGUUUAAUUUUAUCUGUGUUGGAUGUAAAUGGGAUCUACAACUAAGAUGGCAGUGGGCAUGCUGUUUAUGAAAUAUUAUGUACUCACUACCGAGCUAUCUUGGUGAACUAAUUCAAUACAUUGCUUUACCACUUUCUUCUGGCUUAUUUUCCUGUAGCUGAAAAUGGAACGGAAGAAUUUGUCAGAAUCAGGGGUUGAUAAAGUACAUUUUACUUGUCAAAGUGACAGCCUAGAUUCUAUAGCCUUUAUGGUAAUAUUUUACAAAAUCAAAGAUUGCUAUUGAUUUUUGCAAACAUUCAUUGGGCUGGGAUUUUGUUUUGCAAAAAAUCAAGGUGAUGGGUUAAAAAAAACUUUCAAAGAUGCUUGUGUGAUUUAGGAGCCUACUCGUGAUGCUUUUUUACUUUGAGUUGUCCAUAUCCAUCUCUCACUAUAAUCAAAUUCCCAAACAGUUGUGAGGAGAGUUAGAUAAAACAGCUCUGCUUUUGACCCAAUUUAUCAGUCUCUGGGUUAGAUCCUGGAAUUACACAGAUUUACAAUUGUCAGGCACCAGGACCCACACAGACAUUGUUGACUUUUAAAGGUGACUAAGACUUAGAGGAAAUAGGUCUUAUUUUGCAAAGCUAUUGCUGGACAAAAAUCUCAGAUAAAGACAAAGGACAAAGUGACAAAGCUAACAAGAAGCAACUACCAUACUUUCACAGCUGAAAUUUGGCCUUUAAAAAACCCACCCUCCCUCUUGUCAGUUCUAAAAUGGACAUUCUAUAUAUAAAACCCAUAUACCAUUUGGGAGAGAGGAUAUAAGCAGGGCUAGUAUGCAAUUGGCUGUCUGAAUUUAUGAAUUCCUAAGUGGUUUCUGAAUGCCUACUCAUUUUUCACUUGAAAGCAGUUUUGUCUUGGACAGUGUGUGAGGAUCUGGUGCAAGUGCCUAUCACAGUGUGUGCCCUGUCUUUCUUUUAUUAUGUAGUUCAAUGGUUAUAUAUUUGCUUUUUUAAAACCCCAUCUACACUGAUGGUGGAUUUUUUCUACGAGUUAUUUAUAGGUUGUAUCUGCUUGCUCAGAGUUGUGCCUGGCAGUAUUAGUAUUUUGGUCCAAUUUUCUCUAUCAUCCGUUGGGUGUUCCCCCCCGCCACGGGACGUUAUUUUAAAAUUGUCAUGGAAGAGAAAAUGCUGCUCAGUAAAUUUUUAAAAACUAAGGAAUGAUGCACUUUCCCUGUCUUUUUGUUUUUACUCAUCCCUUGUCAUCACCACAAUUUCAUCUGUUCUUAUAUAUUCGCUUUCAUUUGACUAUUUUGUGUCAUGGUUUUUGGUAAAAAGCACUUGGUGAAGGAGUUUGGAAAAUGAGGAAACUGCGUCCUAUUAAAAGAACCAAGAUUUUCAACUGCAGCUGGGGAUUUGGAUGCCUAAAUUGAGGCACUUUAAGGAAGCCUGAUCUCAGAAGGCAGAUGCUCAGCACUUUCUGAAAAUCCUCAUAAAAGGUGUCUCACAUGGGGCACCCAGAAUCACUUUUUGUUCUUGAAAGUCUUGGGCCUAGAUUAUCACAGGGUGUUGAUUUCAAUAAGGUGGAAUAAGUUUUUUAAAUAAAAAAAACAAUUGACAAAUAGACUAUCGUAACUUCCUGCUUCCUAACUGGGACUAAACAAGAGGAUCUACUUAAAACUACAGGCUGAAUUGAUUUGACUGAGCCAAAUUUUCUUUUCCCUGAACCCAUAGAGAUAUGGCUCUAAGGAUCUUCCUAUAUAGUCAAAAAGGCACCAUCCUUUCACAGUGAAAAGACUGGCAGAAAACAAGAUUUCUCUUUUUCUCCUACAAUUUCUCAAACUCAAAGUAAAAGACUGAGUCCAGCAGUGGAAUUCAGAGCAUCCCAUAUGGCAGAGCUAGGACUAGGCCCUUAGCCCUUGCCUCAUAACCAUUUAUCUUGUCUCAAGAAGCCUUUUAGAGCAAUGCUAUUAGUUCUUCCUAAGGUACCAGUGAAAGAGUUGUCAACUGUUCUGAUCCUUAAUUCCACUAACACACCACUCACAACUAAUAUUUGUUAAGACCAAUGCAAACUUCACAGAACAGAGGUUCCAUAAGUGUAGUUUGACUUAAAUAUUUUGGUGGGGGGGGAAGCAGUUUCAGUCAGGCCAACAGGGCCAUUGGCGGGGGUGGGGGAGAGAAAAUCCAUGCCUGCCCAAGGCUUGCAGUUUUGGAGGGAGCAGGGUAAAGAGGCUACAGAUGAAAAAUGAGAGUAUAAAACUAAGUACACAAUGUUGAUCCCAAACAGUACAUACAGAUCCUGAGUCCAUGUCUUCAUGCUCUGGUAGUUGUUACCAGUGUUGAUAGAGUAAUUAGUCUACAGUGGAUCCAAACUUGUAAGCUUCUGGACUCCAAACUAUACUUAGUCCACAUCAGGAAAUGUCAUCUAGUUAGAGUUCUCAGAAAUCUGACUUCCUCCAUGCUUCAGCCUCCUAAGAAACAUUUUGAGAGUCCUUUUCCGAGACUGUCUAACCAAGUCUUACACACUGCAACAGCAAAAUGCUUUUAGAAGUAAAUUGACCCCUGCUGUUUUAAGGUUAACUGUAGUCUGCUGCACUUUUCAGGUACAAAAAGGGACUGUCCUUACUAUUACUCUUGUUACAGAGAGUGUUAUUUUCUUACAUGCAUGCACAAUACAUGUAUAUAUAAUUUAACAUCGAUGUGCAGUUUGAUUUUUUUUUUACCUAUUUGUAUGCAGUAGAAGGCUUGUUGUAGAAAAGUAUCUCCUCAUAUCUGAAUAUACUAUUAAUAAAACAAACAAAAAAAGCUAACUUAUACAUUGCCAACAAAAGUGUGAACUGCUCAUGAAUCUUUCCCUGAGAGAAAAAAAGCCAUUCAAGCCUGAUUAUUUUUCUAAGUAACUUCAAUUAAAUUGAAGAAAGAGUUUCUCUGUGUGUUUUAUUUCUGUCUUGCAUUCUAAAAUACAGAUUAAAGUGGGGUUUUUAAAGCAAA